Molecule: messenger RNA, 2565 nt
Organism: Emericellopsis cladophorae
Lineage: Eukaryota; Fungi; Ascomycota; Sordariomycetes; Hypocreales; Bionectriaceae
Exons: 7
Coding region: 1-2565 (854 amino acids)
Biological process (GO): transmembrane transport
Molecular function (GO): transmembrane transporter activity
Source: RefSeq, a predicted model, not a curated record
AUGGCCCAGAAAUUGUUGUGCUACGUUUGCCCACCUUGUCUCGAAGGCAACCUGGAAUGGUCUGUCCCUCUGAAAGACUUGAUGUGGCCCGUGGUAGAGAGGGCUAUCACCACCCGCAAGAUCGCAGUCCCUCUCCGCAGCCAGGCUGCCGAAGCCGUCCUCUACUUUGCCGAGCGGGACUCUGUCCCGAUCCGUCAGUCGUCUGUUGCCCUGGCCAAAUCAUUGCUGCGAAAAUCAAUGUCGUACCAUCUGCACGCGUCCGUGAUCCUGUUCCAAAGCACACUGCUCCGUAUCGACGGCGAAUUCGUCAAGUCGGAAAGCAUCAUUCGUGACUUCAACAGGAUAGGGCCCAGACCAGCCACGAGGCGCGAUCAUGGUCUUCUUGGACGUCUCCAUGUAUCACUCGUCGAAACCAAGAUCAAAUUCUACGACAAGGACGUUGCGGCGUGGAUAUACAAGUGGGAAGCCCAACAACCACCGUCCAGCCUUGACACAGAAGUGACAUUCCGGCUGCAGAGUACAGCAGCGCGAUAUUUUCAGUCCAUUGGAGACUUCUCAGCAGCUCGCGAGUCCUUGAGCCAGUUCUUGUCACUGGGCAGCGCGAAGCCACUGCGGUCAAACACGCGGCGACUGCUUGUGGGGAGGUUGGCUGACGUGCACUGUGAGAUGAAGGAGUACGACAAGGCGCUCGAUCUCUUGCAGGACGAGAUUGACCAGACUGCUCCACCGGACCGGUCCCGACGCUGGUUUGCGAGAUUGCUUCUCGCCGGCGUCGAGGCCAACAUCGGACUGGGUUGGAUAGUGCACGCACAAUCCAUGCUGGAUGAGCUCGCAAGCACCGAACCCAAGGACCUCGACGACAUCCACGACCAGCAGCUUCAUAUACGUCGGCUCGUAGCUUCUGGCCGGAUAACCCAUGUUGUCUGUGAGUUCUGGCUACCAACCGUGACCACACUGUGGCUUCAGUGGAUUGCUGCAGACGUCUACCGAUUGCAAGUGUUCAUGCCGGCGGAGGCCGAGGCAAACAAAAAGACGCAUGUCGAGAAUGGCCACAAAAAUACUGCCGUGGCUGAAGUCGACUCAUCCAACUCGGACACGAGCAGUCAGCGUGCGACGAAGCCUGUCCCUCUGUCGUGGAAACUCGUGUCAGUUGUGCUCGUCACCUUCAUCGGGUUCGGCUCAAAAUGGAGCUCCGGUAUCACUGGUGCCAUGAAAAGCACCAUGAAGAAGGAGUUGAACAUCGACAACACUCAGUUCUCGAUCCUCGAGGCGAGCGAGGACUUUAUGGUCACGGCGCUGAUGAUGCUGAGUGGCGUCGUCACCGAUAGAAUCGGCGGAGCAGGUGCCAUGUUGUAUGGCAAUGCCAUCUACUCAGUCGGCUCCAUCCUCGUCGCUGCCGCUGCCCAGACACGCAACUACAAAUUCAUGAUUGGUGGGCGUGUCAUCAGCGCUUUAGGCGACAUUGCAACGCAGGUUGCCCAGUACAAGGUCUUCUCGUCCUGGUUUGCCCCCAACAACGGCUUCGCCUCCACGCUGGGGUUCGAGCUCGGCAUCGGGAAGAUUGGCGCAUUUGCCGGCAAGGCGUCCGCCAACAUUAUUGCCGAGCGAACUGGUGACUUCGCCUGGGUUUUCUGGGUCGCCGUGUUCAUGAACCUCUUCACCAAAGUCAUGACGGGGGUGUUCUACUGGUUUACAAGGCUUGCCAACCGCAAGUACCACGGCAUCAAUGACCCUGCGACGGGCGAGAAGCUCCAGGAGAAGAGCAAGACGCUUCACUUCAAAAAGGUCUUGCAACUUCCCUGGUCAUUCUGGACCGUCCUGGCCUUUUCUCUGUUCCAGACGAGCACGGCUGUCGUCUUUCUGCAGAACGCAACCGAGCUCGCCGAGCAAAGAUUUAGCACCAACUCCAUCACCGCAGGAUGGUACAGCGCCGUCACCCAGUACGCUGGCUUCUUCGUGGUUCCUCUGUUGGGGGUGUUCCUUGACCUUUUCGGCCAGCGUAUCUCAGCUUUGUUCAUUUGCGGCGUCGGCAUUUUUGCAUCCAUGCUUUUGGUCUGCUUCAGCGGCAACGUGAAAGGCACAGCUGCCUCCUUCGGCAUCUUUGCCAUUUCGCACUGCUUUGGACCUACGACCAUCAUAGACAGCAUCCGUACCUCCAUGUGGGACAACACGGUAUUUGGUUCGGCCUAUGCCGCCAAGAUCACCAUGAACAACGCCAUGAACAUCAUCGUUCGGGUGGUCACAGGUAGAAUCCAGGAUGCCGACAACAACUCGUAUAACAAGGUGACCAUUGUCUACGUCAUUCUCGCGGGGUGCUCUGUAGUUGUGUCGCUGGGCCUUACCCUGAUCUCUUGGAAGUCGGUUGACUUGCGGCAUUUGCAAUGGAGUCGCUCGAAGCGCAUUGCCCGUGGUGUGGAACUCAAUGAGCGCAGAGAUCUCUUCUUCGGGCUCAACAAGGCCACGAAUAUGAGGACAUCGCUGAUUUGCUUCGGUGCCCUGAUCGCACUGGUUCUUUGUGGUUGGUGCGCUUACUUCUGGGGUGUCGCAACGGGAAAUAGCAGCUAG